GCGGGGAGUCUUGGGAUCUCGGCAAUCGAGGCUAGCGAGGUUUCUGCUGUGUCGUACUCGCGGUCAGACCCGCGGGUUACGAUUGGUCUCGACAGCGGCGCGGAGAUAACCGUCUGGCCCCCAGAGCUGGUCCCAGAAGUCCCAACCAAGGACUCCCCAGAGUCCCGCCGCGGCGUGAAGUACUACGGCCCUGGGGACACCGUCGCGCCGUCCUUGCCGAACCUCGGGAAGAGGGUGUACGAGUUAGACAUUG
Messenger RNA from Prorocentrum cordatum, 253 nucleotides. NCBI's taxonomy places the organism in Eukaryota, Dinophyceae, Prorocentrales, Prorocentraceae. The record is from the annotation of a GenBank genome assembly.